Molecule: messenger RNA, 2831 nt
Organism: Verruconis gallopava
Lineage: Eukaryota; Fungi; Ascomycota; Dothideomycetes; Venturiales; Sympoventuriaceae
Exons: 3
Coding region: 611-2278 (555 amino acids)
Biological process (GO): protein dephosphorylation
Molecular function (GO): cation binding; protein serine/threonine phosphatase activity
Source: RefSeq, a predicted model, not a curated record
CACAUCCCCCAAAUUCCUGCUCGCUCGCUCGCUCGCUCGCUUGCUCUUUUGGGCUCCCGUUGCCGCGCCAUUUGUAACCCGCCGAAAGACCUGCGCCGUCAUCGACCCCCGUCCUCCGCGCUGUUUGCUGGGCGUCUGCGUGCGUUGGUUGCGCUGCCGCCCACUCGACCGACCCACAAACACCAUACACAGGCACACACACACAGCCCACACCCACACACGCACGCACGCACUCUCGCACAUCCGCACGCUCGAACACAAAGAAACACUCCCAGAAGCACGCAAUAGCGCGCCCGUACGCACACGAAGCACACCCGCACUCAACCCGCAGUCUGCCCGGACGCACGUCUGCUCACACCUUCCCCGCCGUCCACAUCCCGCGCCUCCCUUGUUCCGCCUCUUCGCCGUAUCCCUCCCAGCCCAGCAGAGUCGCAGGCCACAGCACUGACAGCGACGCUCCGUUUGCAACUCAAACCCAGCUCAACCCAACUCAAGCUACUACAACUAGCAGGCCCUGAAUACAGAAAAGAGCUCCCCAAGAUUCCUCAAGCUGGCCUCCACACAAAAACGACGGAGUUUCUCCGGCCACGGCGCGGGCCUACUGAACAAAAUGUUCGGAAGCUCUGGUCCCGACUCUAAGAAAGAGGCCGAUAUUUCCAUGAACAAUCCUGUCUCGCCUCCGUCCGUUGUAGCCGCAAACUCUCUUGACUCUUCCGCAAUCGACCGUACUAGCCCCGAGCGCAAACCUACAGCCGAUGCCACACACGCCGCUGUCACACCUACCGAGAAGAAGCGGAGGAGUAGUAGCGUGGCCAAGGCGAGAGAGAUCUUCUCCAGCGCCAAGCAGGCAUUCAACUCGAAUAGUCAUUCAGCCUCGUCCUUGGACAAGUCACCGCAGACGCCCAUACAGAAGCUGAGCAAGCAUGACCCCGCUCUCGGCGUACCGCAAGGUUCUCACAACAACUCGGCUGGCGAGUCGCUGCCAGGCCCGCGGUCGACCUUCCGCGUGGGCGUUACAGAAGACAAGAACAAGAAAUGUCGCCGGACCAUGGAGGACACACAUGCCUACUUGUACAACUUCUUGAGUACACCGAAUGCCAGCAGCGCCAGCCAGGACGGCGAAAGCAAAUCUGAGUCCGCAUCCUCCGAUCCGUCUGAGAAAGGUGUCGCCGAGACGGACAACGGGUAUUUCGCCAUCUUUGACGGGCAUGCGGGUACUUUUGCUGCAGACUGGUGUGGGAAAAAGCUGCAUCACAUUCUGGAAGAUAUGAUACGCAAGAACCCCAACACACCAGUGCCCGAACUUCUAGACCAGACCUUCACAUCCGUCGAUCAGCAGUUGGAGAAGCUGCCAUUGAAGAACAGUGGUUGCACUGCAGUCAUUGCCGUCCUGAGAUGGGAAGAUCGGGUUCCGAAUGCUGCCUCAGCGACCGGUUCGACAUACAUCAACUCAGCUGCCCUGAAGGGCUUGCAGGUCGAGGGAAAGGACAAGGACACCCAAGAUGCGGCGGCAGGGGCAAAUAGCGAAGCUAACAGCGUUGCACCGCUUGUUCAGCAUGCCACAAGGCAACGCGUUUUGUAUACUGCCAAUGUAGGUGACGCCAGGAUAGUGCUUUGCAGAAAUGGCAGAGCCCUCAGGUUAUCAUACGAUCACAAGGGUAGCGAUGAAUCGGAAGGCCGACGUGUAGCGAACGCUGGAGGACUGAUCCUCAACAACCGUGUCAAUGGGGUCCUGGCCGUCACGAGAGCGUUGGGCGAUGCGUACAUGAAGGACUUGGUUACUGGGCAUCCAUAUACGACCGAAACAGUCAUUCAGCCAGACCAGGACGAGUUCCUGAUCCUAGCAUGCGACGGUCUCUGGGAUGUGUGUACCGAUCAAGAAGCUGUCGAUCUCAUCCGCUCUACUACCGAUCCACAAGUUGCAUCCAAAAUCCUUGUCGACCACGCCCUUGCCCGAUUCUCUACGGACAACUUGUCUUGUAUGGUGAUUCGUUUCGACAAUAAAGCUCUCAAACGACAGCGUGAGAAUCAUAACAUCGGGGUUGAGGGGGAUCCGGAGACGCUCAAAGGCACCAUGAGCGAAGCAGACGCAAUUGUUAGCUCGGUGAAGAAGCUGCAGGAGGAAGGCAUGGUUCCGCAGCCCACGCCGAAUGCAGUUGAUGAGCAGGAAGCGGAGAAGACACAGGACGGCGGUGUACAAGGGGAAGUCACGGAGCUAAACGUUGACGCAUUGGAGGAGGCGAAAAAGAAGAAGGAGGAGACAUCGCAAGGAUGCUAGCGACCCCGGUUCUUUAUCACCUUCAAGCAGAAGGCGCGAUCGAUGAUCAGACGCUCGAAAUGCCAAAAUGGGGUCGGCCAAAGGUUAACCAAAAGGAGUUAUACUACUGUUUGCACUUGACAUUUUUUUUUCUCAUCUUCUCCUACUACCUGCGAAGGGCAAAUGGGAGGAAGCAAUAUCAAGAGAAGGAAGUGGAAGAGACUGAGAAUGUGGAGGCUUUCGCAUCCAUGGCGUGCGCUGCAUCUUCAUCAUCUUGCAAUUGCGAAUUUUUCCUUUCUUGGCACGAAUGACCAUGAGAAGGCACGCUCUCGCUUUCUCUAAACAUGCUCUUUGCUCUUUUUUUGGUCUCUGUAACAUGCACACACACACGGGCGCGAGCAAGAGUAAAGAGGCAUGCGUUAUGAAGGAUUGGGAAGCUCUUUGUUCCUCCUCGUUCUUUUGCCAAGUUCUUCUUCGGUCCAUGUUUUGCUCAACUGGGAAGCUGUAUUCCUCAUUCUUGAGAGCGGGAGUUUGAAAGACAUAUAGUUCCGCGAAUACGAAUUGUUCUCCUCUA